Messenger RNA from Debaryomyces hansenii CBS767, 1020 nucleotides. RefSeq names its product pseudouridine synthase. Lineage: Eukaryota; Fungi; Ascomycota; Pichiomycetes; Serinales; Debaryomycetaceae. Gene Ontology annotation, molecular function: pseudouridine synthase activity; RNA binding. The record is from RefSeq and is a predicted model, not a curated record. The transcript has a single exon. Bases 1 to 1020 code for a protein of 339 amino acids. Gene Ontology annotation, biological process: pseudouridine synthesis.
AUGAAACCUACAUUUUUAAAAUGUUUGCAAGGCAUAGAUAAGAAUCACGCUUAUAGACAAAUUAAUAUAAUUGAUAUACACUCUAGGUAUUUGAUUAUAAAUAAGCCGUCGGGUAUCCAAUGUAAUGGUACAAAAAGUCAUUCAAACUAUUUACUUCCUCAAUUAUACAAACAGCUAAAGGCUCAUUUUUCAGCAAAUAACCCCAACUAUAAAUUGAAUCCAGAUCAGUAUAAAGUAGUCCACCGAUUAGAUAAAUAUGUCAGUGGUGGUUUAAUUAUUGCUCGAGGGAAGAAUGCAAAUGCUUUCAGGAAAUCAUUUUCUAACCAAAAUACCAAUCUAUCAGUUAAACGGAAAUAUAUUGGAUUGGUUCCUAUCCCCAAUACUGUGAGCUUCAAACAGCAUCUACAUGAAUUUGGAGAUCUAAAGGUCCAACACGAAAAUGAAGUAAGGUAUUUGAAUCGUCCAGAAAGUGUCACAGACAAAAAAGGACUUAUAUUCAAAGACGAUCUGCUCACUGAAGGUAUCAUAAACUUUGACAUCGUUGCUCUACCAAAAGACGAUAGAAGAAAUAAGAAUACUGGAGAAUUAGUGACUUAUAGUGCAUUAACGAAAUUCAAAAUAUUGCAUUCUAUGUCUCAGGUACCUACGAAUGAACAAAUAUCAAGAUUUCCCAAGUUGUACAAGAACAAGACAAUAUAUCCCAUAAUAAUAGAAUUAGAAACCGGUAGAAAAAAUCAAAUCAGAGAUCAUAUUCUACAAGCUUUCAAGGUUUCGUUAUUGAACGACGAUAAAUUUAUUGACUUCAAAAUGGUUCAGAAAUCUAACACUGCCAAUAUUAAUAGUGAAGUAUACAACAGUAAUCAGAUAGGCUUACAUUCAGCCUAUAUAAGCAUACUGAAAAGUUCCUUCGCAAACGAAUAUGUAAUUCCAAUUCCAGAAGGUGAUGAAUAUCUCUGGAAGGGGUUCCUCGAUGAAAAUUCGUUCAUUAAGACGAUUAAUCGUGAACUUAUUACCUUCUAG